Molecule: messenger RNA, 1160 nt
Organism: Phalaenopsis equestris
Lineage: Eukaryota; Viridiplantae; Streptophyta; Magnoliopsida; Asparagales; Orchidaceae
Product: probable protein phosphatase 2C BIPP2C1
Source: RefSeq, a predicted model, not a curated record
UCUACCAACAUCUCUGAACCCGCGCAGAUCAGUCAACCACAUCCGCUCUGAAUGGCAGAGAACGCCUUCGUCCUCAUCAACCGUCCCUCCUUGAAGAUUCCGACUCAGCAGACACCAGCACAGAUUCGCCAUUUCGCCUCCUGCUCUUUCCCCGAGAUACGGAGAAGGGCUCCCCGAACCGUAUCCGCCACGGACAGACCCACAACUCCGUCGCGCGUCGAUAUCAUCUCCACCUCCGUAGUUUGCUCUGAUGGAAGUGUGGUCUUCCGGUUUGGAGAUGCCGCGAAGGUUACAAGGAGGGUGUUGGUGGAGGAGAGGGAGCCGAAGGGGUUUUCUAGUGGUGGAAUGUUAGACGAAAGGGAAGAAAAUUCUGGACUUCAGUGGGGGAGCAACGAAUCUUGCCCUGCUGAUGAUGAUGGGGGCACCGUUGACGAUAAGUUCAGGACAAGUUCAGUCGGAAUUUGUACGUCAAUAGAACAUGAGGUCAGCGACUUAUUAGGGACGCGAUUUUCAGAUGGUUGGGAGAUGUCAGAAGGAACUUGGUUGGAUCCAAGAGAGCCUGUCCUAGAAGAGGGCAUUUCUGAUUUACUGGAUCGUGCGAUGGUAUCCGAGGCCUCUGAUUUUGAAGAUAGUUUGGUGGCUGCGGAAUCCAUUAUAACUUCUCAAUUUGGCGGAGACAUCAAUCUUGGUUCGGCGGAAUUGGAAAUGCAGCAGCCCGACGAAGUUGAGAAGGAGAUUACGGUGUUAUCUUUACUUUCUGAUGAAAAUUUGGAGGAUGUUGAAGAGAGAGGGACUUGUGCUGAAAGGGAGCAGAUUAGGUGCUCAAGUAAUGGACUCCCCCUUGCUUCAGGUCCUGUAUCACAUGAAGAAGAUGAAAGUCACCAAAUGAGAGAAAUUGUGAGUGCAGAAGGAUCAAUGGAUGAUUCCCUUCGAACUACUGAACGUAUUCUGGUAAAUAGCAGCGCUCUGAAGGAAUGCAAUUCGUUCGAAUGCGUUUCAGAUUCGAGCUCUCAGGCUAGUUCCGAUGACAUAUACAAAGAAAGCUUCAUGGCCCCAUCAUCUGAUGUGCAUUUUGUUGUAUUGAAAACUGAAGAAACCAUACAAAUCAAUGAGGCUGCUGAGUUUGCUGAAGAGGACCAAUAUUUUACAAUAAAAUCACG